Messenger RNA from Drosophila bipectinata, 1239 nucleotides. RefSeq lists its product as uncharacterized. The record is from RefSeq and is a predicted model, not a curated record. NCBI's taxonomy places the organism in Eukaryota, Metazoa, Arthropoda, Insecta, Diptera, Drosophilidae.
UAAAUUGUAAUCUGGCAUUAGACGUUAUCGAAGUGCCCCCACCUCUUUCUUUUUUUUCACGUGGUCCAGAAAAUAGGUGGUCUGCCAAUUCACAGAAGCUUAACAAAAAAAAAACGAAAAAGGUACAAAGUCUUAAACGUGAUGUCAAAUUUUGAUCCGUUCUCGUUUUUGGAAGAUAUGAGAUCGUUCGGGCAUUUCAAUUUCAAUGCCCCGAAUGGCAACUUCACGGGUAAUAGCCAAUACACCCCUCCUCCUUUCAACGGAUCCACUGAGGGCGUCGACUUUAAUAAUCCGCUUCCUUCGCUGACUAUGUUAACCCCAGGACCGGAAAGGGGCGUCUUCAUAAUGGGAACGGUUCCCGAGCGGAUGAUUCCAGCGCUAUCCAAUCUAAUGAGAGAAUUCCAGAGAUUCUCUUUUAGCCCUGUGGGUCGGCAGUCCACAAGCAUGCAGGCGAUUGUGGAACCAAAUCCAGAGGACCUAUCUGAUUCGCAGCCUUCAGGUCAACUCGGACAAAAUGUGUAUGAUAAUAGUAGUUGGCCCAUAAUACCAUCAUUUGAAGAAUCAGAAACCGUGCCGAUAUGCCAAUCCUCUGGGAAUUCGCCAAAUGUGUAUGAUAAUAGUAGUUGGCCCAUAAUACCAUCAUUUGAAGAAUUAGAAACCGUGCCGAUAUACCAAUCGUCUGGGAAUUCGCAGAGGUAUCUUCCGUCUUACGGAUCCCAGCAGGCUCCGCAGUCCCAGCAGCAGGCUCAGACCCAGCAACAGCAGCAGAACUACCGAGCUGGAGGUACUGGUACAAAUGCCAUCACUGGUUCAACUGCAAAUGGAGCACGUGUUGCAGCCAAUCCUCCAUUGUCUUUGGAGUACUAUCCAACUGAUCCUGGGUAUCCCCAGACCUCUGGUCCGGCUGAAGUGCUAAAUUUGUGCGAUGGGAUUCGUAAAGUCGACUUGAAAAUGAUUGGCGUGCUGCAUGGUGAGAACCGGAAAAACAGAUGCGAGUACUGCUACGAUGGUAGCUUCCGAUCCAUCAAGCUCAUGGUGAAUGGGAAAGGUUUUCAGCAAAAGAAGAUGCAGUGCCGCUUUUGCUGGAAGCAGCUGCCUGACUGGGAUCAGUACGGCGACCACCUGGCAAAAUGUGAGCCUGUGAAGAUGCCUUACGGCUGCUGCUUGUGCCCAUUCAAAGCCAUGACUCGUGCUGAGCUAGAGGAUCACUUUCUUAACUGCGAUGGAGACGACAUUUAA